Messenger RNA from Sphaeramia orbicularis (orbiculate cardinalfish), 1114 nucleotides. Its product is annotated as microfibril-associated glycoprotein 4-like. Bases 18 to 761 code for a protein of 247 amino acids. The transcript has 5 exons. The record is from RefSeq and is a predicted model, not a curated record. Gene Ontology annotation, biological process: fibrinolysis; blood coagulation; platelet aggregation. Gene Ontology annotation, molecular function: extracellular matrix structural constituent; protein-macromolecule adaptor activity. Gene Ontology annotation, cellular component: fibrinogen complex. Lineage: Eukaryota; Metazoa; Chordata; Actinopteri; Kurtiformes; Apogonidae.
CAGAGUCCAACUCCAGGAUGAUAAAGGAAACGCUGACUCUCGUGGUUCUAGUGGCUCUGGCCGCCUUAGUCCACUCCGACUCCCAGUUUUAUCUUCCAAUCGACUGUGACGACAUCUUUCGCCAUGACAACAGGAGUUCCAGUGGGAUAUACACCAUUUAUCCGGGGGGUCCGACCACACCCCUGAAAGUCUACUGUGACAUGAACACUGAUGGGGGCAGAUGGACUGUAUUUCUCAGGAGGUUGGAUGGGAGUGAAAACUUCUUCAGACCCUGGAACAACUACAAAUCUGGAUUUGGAAACGUAGCUGGAGAAUAUUGGCUUGGUUUGGAGAAUAUUUUCUUGCUGAGUAUGAGGAAGAAGAAUGAGAUGAGGGUGGACAUGGAGGACUGGAGUGGAACGACAGCCUCUGCAAACUACGACUCCUUCUCCAUUGAUUCAGAGUUGUCGGGUUAUCAGCUUCACCUGGGCAGCUUCACCGGUGGAUCAGCAGGGGACGGUUUGACUAGUGCAAAAGACAUGAAGUUCACAACUUAUGACAAGGACCAGGACACAUGGGAUUAUAACUGUGCGCAGCAUUUUAUUGGAGGGUUCUGGUACGGUUCCUGCCAUGGUGCAAAUCCCACUGGCAUGUAUGCACCUAAUGGCGCAUUACCUUUUGAUAAUGUCCAAGCUCUCUGGUCCACGUUUAAGGCCCCAAACUACUCCCUGAAGAGGAUUAACAUGAAGAUCAGAUCAAUCUCUAAAUGUUACUGUAAUUAGUAAUUGUGAUACUUAAACUUACUCGGAUCAUACUCAUAUGUUAAUUGUGACACUCAAAAGCCAGUAUCUAAUGAGAAACACUGCACGGGGAAUCUGUCAAAUGGAUGAUGGAAAUCUGUGGGGAUAUUGGACCAUAUUUCAAAGUAAGACAGCAUACAACUAACAUUAAAAUUCAACUAUUAAUCAUUCAACAUUAUCAUUUGAGUGAUAUAUUUAUUGAGAUAUUAUAUAUAAACAUGUCUCCAUCAUUUUUCUAGAUUAUCCUUAAUCUAGUUAAACAAUUUUUAAAGAACUGAUGAUUGUGUGAUUGUAAUUGUACCUAAUUUUUUUAUUGUAAUUUGCUGAUGCACAAU